AUGUCUCCCCUUGAAACGCUACCUACGGAAAUCAUUCAGCACAUUGCCGAGCUAUGCACGUGGGACUCGGCUGCUCCGGUUGACGGCCGCCCUUCAGAGAAGGAUGCAUGGCGGUAUCGUCUGAGCAAUGGUGAAUGGUGCCCGGAGACGUAUGCGCGAUGUCAUGCGUAUUUGGCUCGGGCUAGUUCUCAUCUCUACGAUAUUCUCAACAAGGCAUUGUACGCUCGGAAUCUGGUCCGCGACCCAGGACGUCUUUCCUGUAUCCGCUGGGCGGUGCGAAACAACCGCCUCGAGACUCUUCAGCGAGCCCACCAAUACGGCGGAGAUCUGUCUAGUUAUGGACACGAUCCUAUCCCCGAUUUCAAACCGGGCGAUGAUGGGAUUUUCCGCCACCUCGUCCGAGUCAACAAUGUCCAGGUCCCACAUUACUACGACACACUGGCAACGCCUCUUGUUCAUGCUGUUCGCAAUGGGUUCAGCGAUAUUCUUGGGUUCCUUCUACGUUCAGGAGCAGAUGUUAACGUAUCAUACGAAUCUGAGGGGUUUUGUAGGUUCAAUGGUGGGGCCAAGGCACUCAUUUAUCCACUACACGUGGCUCUUUCACACGGCCACAUUGAGUACGCGGAGGCACUUGUACACCAUGGAGCGUAUAUGGUUGCUCACAAUAUCUCCGCGAUCGAUGAAGUUCACGAGAAUAAGCUUCAUGGUAUAUUGAGCGUUCUACUUCAGAGGACUGAUCCGGUAUCCAUGAUCGGAAAAUUACAUUUUGCUGCUAAAACGCAAAAUUUGGACCUUCUCAAAGAAAUCAUCCAUUAUCCCGGAUUGGACAUCAAUGCUAGAGACUGGGACAUGAAGUGUGCCCUUUGCCUCGCUGUGCAAUCUGCUGAAGAUGAUUUUGAUGUCAUCAGAUUACUUCUGCAACACUCAGACAUCCGCUGCUCACUGCCUGACGAGGAUACUUUCAUAACACCCUUCCACAUAGCGACCAAAAGAGGACGGUUAGACAUUAUCCAACUUCUCAUACCGAUGCCUGGGGCUGAGGAUAUAUGCCGCGGGGAUAACGCCCAGAGCCUUUUACACUUGGCUGCACGGCAAUCUAAUAAGGAAUUAUUUGACUUCUUCCUCAGCCAACCUGACGUAGAUAUCCCCGAGCAACGUCUUGGAUGGGGCUCUCUUCUACACACAGCCUGUAAGGGCGAGGACGACGACAAAUCCAGGGAUUUUGUUCAGCACAUGAUCGACAAUGGCAUUCCUCUUGAGACAACGCACCUGACCCUAAAUUCUACAAUUUAUCACGGCAACAUCCGGACAGCUAUAAAGAUUCUGCCCUAUGUGCCGGACGCUCACAUGACUCUUCCUUAUGAACCUGCCUUUCCUCGUCGGUUCUUAGGCCCGACUACACCUCUUCAUUAUACUCUCAUGGAACCGCACCCCGAUCAGACAUUACUAGUCAAAGAGCUCAUCGCGCGGGGCGUGGAUGUUGAUGCGUUCACGUCUAGUGACACUCAGAGAAGGCGACUGCUAGGAUGUGGAGGCACCCCUCUGUUUUUUGCCACUGUCUUCGCCCGGAACAUUGACUGCAUGAGACUCCUUAUUGAUGCGGGAGCCGACCUCAAUGUCCUUGUCCAUGGCCAAGCGCCCAUAGUUGAGGAAUUUUCGGUAGAGCCGGGUGAAAAGCCUUCCAUGUCAUUGUUGGCAGGUGUGUUGACCUAUGUAUGGCGCGAUCGAGAAGGCGUUGUCGAGUGCCGUAUCAAACAUCCAACAAGGAGAGAAGUGCCCUUGGAGGAGAACAUGUCGGGGUUGACAGACCGAGUACUGCUGCUUCUCAAACACGGCGCGCAAUUGGGCAAAGUGGGCAACUCUCCGUCGGCAUUGAAGCUCAUUUGCCUGGAGGCGGAGCAGAGCUCAUCUUUAACAUUUUUACAGUGGAUCAUAUCGAACGCAACCUCAAGGAACGUGAAUAGGAAACAUGUGGACCAUCUGAUCCGAGAAUUUCAGUUACGUGGGGAGAAUCCGAUAUCAAGCGGUAUUCGGGAGACUCUUGAAAAGCUGGCAGCGCUGAGGCCCUCGGGGCUAUUCAAGUCCAUCCUGACGACUUGGAGCGCGGAGUCAAACGAGCUACUUCUCGGGCUGGAGACAGGACCAGGAGAUGUGUACUCGGUACUAAUAACGGGGAGAUCAGUCGAGGAGCACGAGCAGAACAAGGAGCCGCCUGCCUUCAAGGAAUCUGUGCACCUUUUGAAGACACUGCCCGGGCUAGCCAGCCUCGAGGUAGCGCACGUUGUCAAUGUGAAGAGUGGGGUGGCCAACAAGGUAGACUGA
Molecule: messenger RNA, 2322 nt
Organism: Clonostachys byssicola
Lineage: Eukaryota; Fungi; Ascomycota; Sordariomycetes; Hypocreales; Bionectriaceae
Source: the annotation of a GenBank genome assembly